GAAGAAGAAGAAGAAGAAGAAGAAGAAGAAGAGGAAGCAGCAGUAGCAGUCAUGCAUUGCUUUUCCUACUGAGGGGGGAGUCGGCUCCCUUCGUUCACUUCAGCAUCGGUCGCUCAUAGAGCCGACACAUCACAACCGCCUCCUCCAUCGUCUCUGAUGUGCUACCCAAGCCGCCGCUGUCUCCUCUCCCUCGGCCACCCGUCAGACUCAUCACCCUCCUCCGUCUGUCUGUCCACCAACAUGCUAAUCUGUCGUCGUAAUGUUGAUAAAGGAAUCCGACUCCAAAACGCACGACCGUUAGUGCUGUUUCAAGAUGGAAGCUUGGCCUGAAAGUGAACCGGCUUCAUGUUUACGACCGUCCGUAUGUAGUGCGUCAGGCGCUGAGGAUGAAAUGAUGCCAUCAUCAGCGAUAUGACAGCAUAGAGUGAAACGGGGCCUGAUCAUGGGAGACAGAAGGAGGUCACCAUGUGCAGAAAUCUCUCCAAAUAUUCCCUCAUCUUCCUCUUCCUAGCCCUGCUUGGCCUCAUCUUCCUGCUGCGCAACCUCCACACUGUGGAGGUGAGGAGAGAAAACUGGAACUGCCACACUAUUUCAGCCCUCUACCACCUCCAUAGCAGGAUCCAAUCAACCUUCAUCCCAGUGGAUCUCCCUACUUUUCAUCACAACCACACCUUCUGUGCCCAUCUGGGCCAGAAACCCUCCCCUCAAGAUGAACUGGAAGAGCGCUACCUAUUGGACUCUAUCGCCUGGCCUGGCCCUCCGCCUCGCUCUACACCAACCACUCUGCGCCAGACGAGUGACCCUGUGCACAGCCUGUUCGCCAUUCUUCCCACUAAGGGAGGAAGGGAGUGGCAUGUGGGCGACCAGCUGGAGGCCCUCGUCCAAAUGCAUGACUUCCAGGGUCGUCCCAAGCACUAUGGCGGGGAUUUCCUUUUGGCCAGACUGCACUCCCCGGAGCUUGGAGCAGGUGUAGCCGGUACGGUGCUGGACCACAAGAAUGGAUUUUAUUCUGCUCUGUUCCCGCUCUUCUGGGAGGGGUCCGCACAUGUUGAGAUUACGCUGGUGCACUCAAGCGAGGCCAUUGCUGUGCUGCGACGGCUGAGGGAGGAACGGCCAGAUCGAGUCUUUUUCAAGAGCUUGUUCCGCUUGGGCUUUCUUUCUGAAACUACUGUGUGCAACAUGUGCCUGCCCCCUGACCCUCAGCCUCUGUGCAAUUACACAGACCUUUACACAGGGGAGCCCUGGUACUGCUACAAGCCUAAAAUACUCAGCUGUGACACCAGAAUCAACCACGCCAAAGGAGGCUAUCUGAAACGCCUCAUCACCAACAAAGAAGCAUUGCUCUUCCAGAGUGGUGUAAACAUCAAAGUUCGCAUUCACUCUUCAGGACCCGAUAGAAUCAAUGUGCUGCCUCCCAGGAAAGAUAAAGUAGAGGUAGAAAGCAGCAGUAGAAAGCCAGAAUCUAUUAAGCUAACACCAUCUGGAUAUUACUAUGAGGACUCAUGGAGGCCAUUAGGUGGUGUUACAAUGCGCCAGUUCAAUGAAUCAUCUGCCAUCACUCAGUGUCUGAAGAAUAAGGUGAUCAACAUGUACGGAGACUCUACCGUCAGGCAGUGGUUUGAGUACCUCAUUGCUUUAGUACCAGAAUUAAAGGAGCUCAACCUGUACAGUCCUAAAAACGUCGGGCCUUUCAUGGCGGUGAACAGCACCCAUAAUAUUCUCUUGAAGUACCGCUGCCACGGCCCGCCCAUCCGCUUCUCCACUGUCACGGCCAGUGAGUUGCGGUACAUUUCAAACGAGCUGGACAGGCUCUCUGGGGGUCCCAACACCGUCGUGGUCCUCAGCAUUUGGGCUCAUUUCAGCACCUUUCCUGUGGAAGUGUACAUACGGCGGCUACGUCACAUUAGACAGGCGCUGGUGCGACUUCUGGAUCGAGCCCCGGGGACGAUCGUUGUGAUCCGCUCAGCCAACCUCCAAGCCCUGGACCAAGAGGUGAGCCUGUACAACAGCGACUGGUACUCCCUGCAGCUCGAUAAGGUGCUCAGGUCCAUGUUCAAGGGACUGAACGUUCUGCUGGUGGACGCUUGGCAAAUGAGUUUAGCGCACCACCUUCCUCAUGCCCUCCAUCCACCUCCAGUCAUCGUCAAGAACAUGAUAGACAUGUUUUUGUCUUACGUUUGCCCAGACAAGAAAAAGAGCCAACAGAAAUAGAAAAACAGUGACGAUCGUGCUGAAGGAAACUGAAGAGUUUGUAGCUGCAUUUCAUUAGUAUACUGCUGUUUACAAAUCAUCAGAAAUACCUGCAGACGCAUUUCAAUGAGGCGAAGGCAUCUUCUGUGGAUAAUUGCAAGUGCAUGUAGGAAGUUGGUAAUUAGCUGCAUCAGUUUCUGAUUUAGAAAUUUCUGUUUGUGAUCUGCAUCAUAACUAUUAUUGCUACAGGUUUAUGAUAUUUUGCUAAACAGCAAUUUUCCCAUGUGUUUACAGAUAAUGAAACUAAACAGUACAACAAUCCAAAUAAAUCAAUGAGAUUUUCUUAAGAAACUAACCAGGCAACAGGAAUUUUAUGUACAUUACUGCCACCUAACCAUGGAUGUAUUUUCUUGCACCCAAUGCAUAACUACAAUGCAUUGUGGGUGAUAUACACCUCAAGUUCACUUCAGUUUUUCAGACAAAUGAAAAUACACUUAUGAUGGCGAGGGGAAGUCAACGAGGGCAUGUUGAAUGUACACAUGAGUCAGUUCCCAACAGUUUUCCCAACUUUGUUUUGAAAAUGGAAGUGUUCUCCAAAGCUACAUACCCUUUAAAUACUGUCUUUACUGAGACAUUUUCCAGACUUCCAGUACUGAUCUCUGUUUACUUGCCUGCUAUAUUUAAUUUUGAAUCCCACAAAACAAAUUUUAUCCUGGCACAGUGAUUGUUACUAGCCAUCUGUUUUUGUUACCACAAUGUUUUGUGUGUGUGUGUGUGCGCAGUACUUUUACUUAAGUUGCCCAUAUUUGGUGUUGGUAUUCUUUCAAGGUCGCAGUUUGAACUUUGUGUGUGUGUAUGUGUGUGUGUGUGUAUAUAUAUAUAUA
Molecule: messenger RNA, 3074 nt
Organism: Siniperca chuatsi (mandarin fish)
Lineage: Eukaryota; Metazoa; Chordata; Actinopteri; Centrarchiformes; Sinipercidae
Gene: nxpe3
Product: neurexophilin and PC-esterase domain family, member 3
Exons: 7
Coding region: 466-2211 (581 amino acids)
Source: RefSeq, a predicted model, not a curated record